Molecule: messenger RNA, 399 nt
Organism: Metarhizium acridum CQMa 102
Lineage: Eukaryota; Fungi; Ascomycota; Sordariomycetes; Hypocreales; Clavicipitaceae
Molecular function (GO): hydrolase activity
Source: RefSeq, a predicted model, not a curated record
AUGACCAGGGCGUCUUCAAGUCUCCGUAUUGCAAACACCGCCCUCGCAGACCCAUUUGACGAGAAAAUUGCCAGGAAAUGGGGCACGCCAGCGGAUUGCCGCAGACGGGCCCUUGCAGAAGUUGCCAUCAAGAACGUGUCCAUGACCUAUGGAUCUGAUGCCACUUUCAGAGUGAGGGUGUAUGUUCCCGCCGUAGAAGACAAGCAGUCCGUGCCUAGUAGGCCUGCGCUGAUCAUGUAUCAUGGUGAAGGUUGGAUUCAUCGCUAUCCUGAAGUAGAUGAAGACCUAGCCAUAUUCUUCGCUUCGGAACUCAGAGCCAUUGUCAUAAACGUGGACUACCGCCUCUCCCUUGAACACAAACUCCCACUCCCCCUCGACGACUGCCAUCAGGCCGUCUAG